Messenger RNA from Rotaria sp. Silwood1, 669 nucleotides. Lineage: Eukaryota; Metazoa; Rotifera; Eurotatoria; Philodinida; Philodinidae. The record is from the annotation of a GenBank genome assembly.
AUGAGUUUUCAAUAUUCAUUAACUAAAACUUGGACAUUAUUACGCUAUGCUGUUGAAAUUAAUCCCAAUUCACCUUUAUCAAGUCCAAAUUCAACAUCAUCGAAUGAGCGACAACAACCACAACGUCAAACAAUUGAUUGUUCAGAAGGAUAUCUUAGUUUAAAUUUAUCUAAAACUCAACAAUUGUACGUUAUUCGUGAUGAAACAGAAAAAAUCGAAUGUGUAGAUUUAUUAUCUUCUGAUCCAUCUUCAAUAUUUGCAACUUAUACUGGUGAUAGUCUUUUAAUCAGUUAUCUUAUUCCAAAUGAUAAUAUUCAACGUAAAUUUUUAAUAAAAUUUGCUUCAACUGCAAGCCAAAAUGGUCGUCAACAUUGUGAAGAAUGUGUAAGAUUACUUUCACGUUCAAUUAAUAUUACACAUUUUGAUUCAAUAUCCUUGUCAUCAAUAACAAAUUCUAUUGAAAAACCAAAUUCAAUUGUAUCAAUUUCGGAUAUGAUAAAAUCAUUAAUGGGUGAUAAUGCAAUAAAAUUAUCUAAAUAUUAUAAUCAAGAAUUAGCUUUUGAUAAUAAUCAAACAGAUGAUUUUUUAGAAAAAUAUUUAUGUGAUGAAACAUUUCCUGAUUUUGUUGCUAAUGUUGCAUCUAUACUUGAUACGAUGAAAGAGACUUAG